AUGAAUUCAAACACCAACUUACAUCCAAAUGUAAAGACUUUGCUCUUCUCAGAGAAUGAAAUUAAGGAACGUGUUCAACAGAUAGGUCGUGAGAUCACCAAGGAUUACCAAGGUUCAAAAGAGUUGGUUUUAAUUGGUAUCUUAAAGGGAUCGUUCAUGUUCAUGUCGGAUUUGGUUAGAGCAAUCGAUCUACCAGAUACAUUGGUCACCUUGGAUUUCAUGUCGAUCUCAUCGUAUGGUGCAUCCACUACAAGCAGUGGUGUCGUCAAGAUCAAUAUGGAUUUGAAGGAAGCCAUCGAAGGUAAAGACGUCAUCGUCGUAGAGGAUAUCGUUGAUAGUGGUCUCACUCUGAAGCAUCUCUUGGAGUUGUUGCAAUCACGUAAACCAAAGUCAUUGGCCACCUCGGUGCUCCUGCGUAAGAAAGAGGGUCUCAAAGUAGAGGUACCCGUCAAGUACAUCGGAUUCGACAUCCCAAUGGUAUUCAUCAUUGGUUACGGUCUCGAUUUUGCAGAGAGAUAUCGUGAACUUCCAUACUUGGGUGAAUUGAAAGAGGAAUGUUAUAAACAUUAA
This is a messenger RNA of Heterostelium album PN500, 570 nucleotides long. RefSeq names its product phosphoribosyltransferase (gene hprT). NCBI's taxonomy places the organism in Eukaryota, Evosea, Eumycetozoa, Acytosteliales, Acytosteliaceae. The record is from RefSeq and is a predicted model, not a curated record. Gene Ontology annotation, molecular function: magnesium ion binding; hypoxanthine phosphoribosyltransferase activity. Gene Ontology annotation, biological process: guanine salvage; hypoxanthine metabolic process; purine ribonucleoside salvage. Bases 1 to 570 code for a protein of 189 amino acids. The transcript is spliced from 2 exons.